Molecule: messenger RNA, 2181 nt
Organism: Aureobasidium vineae
Lineage: Eukaryota; Fungi; Ascomycota; Dothideomycetes; Dothideales; Saccotheciaceae
Source: the annotation of a GenBank genome assembly
AUGAUGAACAGAAUCAGACGACCCUUCCCGGUCUCUCGCCGGGAUACAGAUUCUGUGCAAUUGAACACUCUAGAACCUCAGAAACCUGCAGAUGGUUUCGACNAAAAGGGUGCCGAAGCUGGCAUUGAGGCCGACGUGACCGACAUUGAACACGGUCACCUUCAGGAGAUUGAGGUAGAUGUUGACAAAGUGUUGCAUGACUGGGAGAUCAAAGACGUGGACGCUGAUACGUCGCCAUACCCUGAAGUUCGUGCUGUGGUUCCAGAGACAGAUGAUCCAAGCAUGCCAUUGAACACUCUCAGGAUGUGGAUUAACAUCAAGGAACAUGCUCUCAUCACCAUCAUGUCCAACGUAACGAUAGGCUUCGCUUCGGGCUCUGACGCUUCCAACAUGAUACAAGCUGCUAAAAAGUUUUACGACUUUGAUCUGUCUGCUGGGCUGGCUGUACUCAUGGUCAUGUGUACCCAACUUCUCGGAUUCGGUGUUGCUGGCCUUGGAUCUCGUUGGGUCGUGGAACCUGCUUCGAUCAUCUGGCCCGGUAUUUUGGGUAACUGCGCCUUGCUCUCCACUCUGCACUCGAAAUCAAACGCUAUUGCCAAUGGCUGGAGGAUUUCUCGCCUUCGGUUCUUCUUUCUUGCCCUGCUUAUCGCAUUCGUGUGGUACUGGUUCCCAGGUUUAAUCAUGCCUGCCCUGAGCUACUUUACUUGGGUCUGCUGGAUCGCGCCAAACAACGCUGUGGUCAACCAGAUCUUUGGGAUGCAAACUGGUCUUGGAAUAUUCCCGGUGACCUUCGAUUGGUCCCAGGUCGCAUAUAAUACCAAUCCCUUACUGAGUCCUCUAAGUGCGGCACUCAAUGUCCUAGCCGGCUUCGUAUUCUUCUUCUUGAUCAUAACGCCAGGACUAUACUACACCAAUAAGUGGUACACCGGCUAUCUGCCAAUGAUGACUGCGGAUGUGUAUGACAAUACCGGCGCCAACUACAAUGUUACCAGGAUAAUCAACCCUCUGACCAAGAGCCUUGAUCCUGAAGCCUAUCGCGCAUAUUCGCCUCCGUUCCUUAGUGCGACAUUUGCUUUCGUGUAUGGAUUGUCAUUCGCCUCUAUCACUGCGGUGUUGACACAUACAUACCUCUGGCAUGGAACAGAAAUUUGGACAGCCCUUCGCGGGACGAGAAAACUCGACAUCCACGGACGUCUGAUGAAAGCUUACAAGCCAACUCCUUGGUAUUGGUACCUCAUCGUUCUAGUGAUCUUCACUGCUUUAUCAUGUGUCAUGGUCGAGGUCUAUCACACCGAUCUUCCUAUCUAUGGUGUUGCACUCGCUCUUGUCAUUCCCGCUAUCUACUUUAUUCCUUGUGCCCUGAUCCAAGGUAUCUCGAACGUCGACGCCAAUCAGAUCAACGUCUUGUCCGAAUUCAUCGGCGGAUACAUGUUUGCAGGCAAGCCUCUGGCCAACAUGAUCUUCAAGAUCUUAUCCACUGCUGUCGUCAAUCAAGGCAUCUUCUUCGUCCAGGAUAUGAAACUAUCUUAUUAUCUUAAGCUCGCACCCCGGACCGUGUUCUUUGCUCAAGGCUUCGCCGCUAUCCUGGGCGCCCUGACUCAAACAGGAGUAACUCUCUGGAUGCUCGGCAACAUUCCCGAUAUCUGCUCUUCUUCGCAAAGCUCCUCAUUCACCUGUCCCAACGGAAGAACAGUGUUUUCUUCAUCAGUGAUCUGGGGCUUGAUUGGACCAGAUCGCUUGUACAGUGUAGGAAAACGAUACUCUGCCCUCUUGCACUUCUUCUGGAUUGGUGCUCUAACGCCUGUGAUCACUUGGUACGCGUAUAAGAAAACAGGAAAGAAGAUCUUCAAGGACAUCAACUGGCCAUUGUUCUUCGUUGGUACUUAUAAUNGCAUCAACUACACUUCGUGGGCAUUGGUGAACUGGAUCUUCAACGGUUACAUUAGGAACAACUUCUUCGCCUGGUGGACAAAGUACAACUACGUCCUCGCAGCUGCCGUCGACACGGGUACAGCCGUGGCAGGUAUCGUCAUCUUCUUCGCAGUCAGCUACCCAGGCUACUCGAUGCCAGAUUGGUGGGGCACGACAGUGUUUACCAAUACGCUCGAUGCGGUGNGGGUCUCGAAUCUUGCGUUGCCGGCAAGUGGUUUCUUCGGUCCUGCCAAUGGUACUUGGACUUGA